Molecule: messenger RNA, 2035 nt
Organism: Xyrauchen texanus (razorback sucker)
Lineage: Eukaryota; Metazoa; Chordata; Actinopteri; Cypriniformes; Catostomidae
Product: rho-related GTP-binding protein RhoH-like
Exons: 1
Coding region: 1-588 (195 amino acids)
Biological process (GO): small GTPase-mediated signal transduction
Molecular function (GO): GTPase activity; GTP binding
Source: RefSeq, a predicted model, not a curated record
AUGAACGGUUUGGCAGAGACCUCUGUGAAAUGUGUCCUGGUUGGAGACUGCGGAGUGGGUAAAACAGCACUCCUUGUACGCUUCACUUCGGAAACAUUCCCAGAGAGCUACAGACCCACUGUCUAUGAAAACACCGGCGUUGAUGUAUUUAUGGAUGGCAUCCAGAUCAGCUUGGGAUUGUGGGAUACGGCAGGGCACGACACCUUCCGCCAAAUCCGGCCCAUGUCUUAUCAGCAGGCGGAUGUGGUUUUGCUGUGUUAUUCCGUAGCAAAUCCUAACUCGUUGCAUAAUCUCCGGCACAAAUGGAUCGCUGAGGUGAGGGAAUAUCUUCCGAAAAUACCUGUUCUGGUUGUUGCCACACAGACAGACCAUCGUGAGAUGGGGCCGUAUCGUGCUAACUGCACCACAGCCUCGGCGGGCAAACAGGUGGCACAGGAGAUCCGUGCCAAGGGAUACCUGGAAUGCUCGGCACUCAACAGCCGUGGCGUGCAACAGGUUUUCGAGUGUGCCGUCCGAACGGCCGUUAAUCGGACACGAAGACGGACACGGCGGAGACUGCUGGAUCUUAACCCCUGCAAAGUUUCCUGAGGGCGGUGAAACGGGGAUACUAUUUAAUCGUAACCUACACAUAUGGGUUCGAAACCUCAGUUUUGUCUUCACUAAGAUCAUUCUAAAAGAUUUUCCUCUAUUCUAUCUAAUACAACUAAAUGAGGCCUCAACGGAGACCUCGUCUUACUACUGUAUUGGAAAGACUAUUUGAUGCAAUUCAUAGAACGACGCAUGAUGUCUGCAUUGCCAUGACAGAUUCUGUGGCAUCCUACACUGAAUCUAAAAAUGUGUUUCAUUUGGUAAUAUCUCAAUUAACUAGUUUGAUAUCACUGAAUCAACCUGAAUACAUUAAUGCAACUAAAUUAAUUUGAAUGAUUAGAUAAGGUAGGAAUAGUUCAUUAAGGAAACAAUUGCAGAUUACCACUUUUUACAGUGUACAAGAACUGCACAGGCCCAAAAAUAUGCAAAAUGAUUAAGAUGACCGGCUGAAGCAAAGCAUAGCGCACAGGAGAAAUGUGAUUUCCCAGACUAACACAUGGAACAAACACUGGGCCAAAUAUUAUUAUUAACAAGAACAAGUGACGGACGAAUUUGCUCCAAAAUAUUGUAGAGGGUUUGACGUCAAUAACCAAAAAAUAGAAGCUUUUUCUCCUUCAUUUUCAAAAUUGAUUGGUCUAUUUAUUUUGCUAUAUUAAAUAUACAUUAUUGUACUGUUAGUUGCAUUUUAUUACCAACAUUCAGGUUAUUUUUUCCUGCUGUUUGCAACCAUUUUUGGGUCGCAACCCACCAGUUGAGAACCGCUGUUUCGACUGUUCACUUUAAAAUGAAUAGGUCAUUUAGUUAUUAUUAAGCUGUGUCAUUGUUAAUUUUAUUAGUUUAAAACUAUUUAACAUUUACCAGGAUUUGCAUCUGUUACAUCCGUUGACUUAAAUUCUUUUGCAGAACAGAACGGGUAUUUAAAAAAACAAUUUUGUUUGUGAACAGCCCCUCAUUGGGCUCUUAAAACCUUCUCUCCCAGUAUCUACUGCAGAACUGUGAUGAAUUAUGAUGGAUGCAUUCACAUUAGCUCAUAAUGUCACGAUCACAUGCUGUGAUGAGCAACAUCUCAGUUUUUGGGAAUAAAUCACUUCCAUUAUGUAUCUUUGAUUUGACGACAAUGCUUUUAACUGUACCUGAUGCACUGUUUAGGGGGGUUAGGAAUAGCUGCAAUAAAGUGUUCAGUCCUGACGUUCUUUUUUCUUUCUUUUCUUUUUAUAGCCUUUAGGGGUUCACUUGAAUAAGUAAAUGUUUAAUAAGCAAAUUUAGUUUGGUCCAUGUUGUGCGUGUGUGUGUGUGUGGGCAUGUUUAUGUGGUAUAUGAGGACAAUAUUUUAGGUUAUAAACUGGUCAUUACAAGGGUAUUAUGCUAUAAAUGUGGUUUAUAAGGACAUUUCUAGUGUCCACAUAAUUUGAAUAGCUUAAAAACAUAUUAAACAAUGUUUUAUUGA